AUGUUAGGUAGUGGACUUCAGGUUGAUAGACGUGGAUCGUAUAAUACAGCAAAUGUUUAUGUACCACAUCCUCCUCCUCUAUCCACACAUGGUGAGGGUUAUCCUUAUCGCUCACCACCCUUUAUUGGCUCUUGGGAAAACCCUAUUGGAAUGGGAGUUAAAAAAAAAAAGUCCAAAUCCAAGGGAAAAAGACUACUACUAGGAAAAAACAGCCCAUUCAACUCAAUCCCCAUUCUAGGAACCAUUUUGUAAUUAAACCUCUAUCCAACUUUAACCUUUUGGAUUGGAUAAAAAGACUUGGUAUUAAACAUUUUAGAGACAUAUAUAGUCGUGAUGGACUUCCUAAAAAGAUUAGAAAAGAAUGUGGAAUAAUUAAUCUAGAUGAUAUUCAAGGUCCUGGAACACACUGGGUUUGUUAUAGAAAUCUUGGUUCAGUGGUUGAGUACUUUGAUCCAUUUGGGCUGAUAAUGCCAAAUGAAGCAUUAGAGUAUUUUCAGACUUCUGGAAAACGUAUUGUUUACUCAAUGGAUGAAAUACAAAAUCGCAAUACUGUUCUCUGUGGUUACUGGUGUUUAUAUUAUUUGUUUGAGAGACAACGUGGUACUAGUAUUCUAGAUGUAAUACAUAACCCAUAUUUUGAUGAUGACAACAGUGAUUUUAUAAAAGCCUACUUUGGAGGAUAA
Molecule: messenger RNA, 683 nt
Organism: Porites lobata
Lineage: Eukaryota; Metazoa; Cnidaria; Anthozoa; Scleractinia; Poritidae
Source: the annotation of a GenBank genome assembly